Molecule: messenger RNA, 261 nt
Organism: Dictyostelium discoideum AX4
Lineage: Eukaryota; Evosea; Eumycetozoa; Dictyosteliales; Dictyosteliaceae
Exons: 2
Coding region: 1-261 (86 amino acids)
Source: RefSeq, a predicted model, not a curated record
AUGAUGAAAUUUACAUGGCGCGGCUUUAAUUUCACACGUACAGAUAUUUACUUUGAUUUGGAAGUUGUUUCAAUCGAAGGAGCACCAGCUCAAUCAUUUUAUUUUCAAUUAAUUCCAUCAGUUGGUACCAUCAUUGCUUUUUCAAUGUUAGCUGGUUUCAUAGUUUUAGUUAAAUUCAUCAUUAAACGUUAUCCAGAUGAAUCAAAUUCUAAAAAACCAGCCCCAGGUAAACCAAAGAAAACAAAACUAAAACUAAAAUAA